This is a messenger RNA of Aaosphaeria arxii CBS 175.79, 4140 nucleotides long. RefSeq names its product WD repeat protein-like protein. The transcript has 4 exons. Gene Ontology annotation, biological process: regulation of mitotic cell cycle; mitotic spindle organization. Gene Ontology annotation, cellular component: mitotic spindle. The coding region runs from base 461 to 3745 and encodes 1094 amino acids. Lineage: Eukaryota; Fungi; Ascomycota; Dothideomycetes; Pleosporales. Gene Ontology annotation, molecular function: protein binding. The record is from RefSeq and is a predicted model, not a curated record.
CUGCCACCUGCCACCGCCUGCCACCGCCUGCCACCCACCCACCUAUUUGUUGUCGUACACACGCAAGUACCUGGGACACACAAAUAACAAAAGCCCAGGGCCGGCUCGUUCGCACCCGCCUCUGGCAUCAAACCCUAUUCAUUCAUUACCGGGGGGAGAAAAAUGCUACGACUAUUAUCUGCAUCAGUUCGCUUUGUUUCUCAUGCACCCCUCUUCUCGUGAAGUACCCUUUGUGCCAACCACCAAUUGCAGUUUCUAUCGCAGCUGUUUGUUCUCAUCCCUCACCUGCAUAACAUACCUCACCAUACGUACAUGAUAGAUGGUACAACGGACUAUCGCAUUCCUCAUUGUCUCCACCUCAACCUGUAGCAACCCGGCAAAGACGCUUGUCAUGACGUCUAGUUGAGAUGUCCAUUUCUGCCACCAGACACAGGAUCCGCCGACUUCACUGGUAUCAGAGAUGUCGCUCACUCCAUCGAACGCCAGGAUGAUGAGCCCUGCGUGGGCCGGCAGUAUCAAACUCACUCCAGCCAAUUCACCACUUGCUAAAAACACUCCCCUUCGCUCGCCCAUAAAAACUUCACGCGGUCCGGAAGCAACUCUUACCCUAAAACAGGUCAUUGGAACCACCGCAUGCUCUGCCAAUGCCUUUGAUAGCCUCCCCGCCGCAAACUCGUUUGCCUUCACAGCCGGGGCCGCAGCUGUCGUUGCAACGGUCGACAGCGAGCGCAAUGUCACUCAGAGAUUCUAUCGUGCAAGACCUACCACAAACCCACUCAAUCCGUCUGCCUCGGUCUAUGGCGGUCCAUCGACACCCACGCAGAACGAAAGUCGCAACAGAACCGCUGCUUCUCUACGAGACGCCGGCAUAGGUGCAUCUCCACUUGCCUCCCCUGCAACCGAAUGGGCCGAUUCUCCUUCGAAUAGAACAUGGACUGCAAAGGAACGCAUAAAGGCUGCUACUUGUGUAUCUUUCAGCCCGGACGGGAAAUAUUUGGCUGUAGGAGAGACGGGAUACAAACCACGAGUUCUCAUCUUUUCGACAGCCGCCGACGCACCCUCUGAUACGCCUCUCACGACCAUAUCUGACCACACGUUCGGUGUUCGAUGUGUUGCCUUCAGUCCGGAUUCUCAAUAUCUUGCAAGCCUGGGCUCAGCUAACGACGGCUUUCUCUACGUAUGGAGUAUAAAUCCUCGAAAUGGAGCGGCCACACUUCACUCGAGCAAUAAAUGCACCAGUGCUAUCAAUCGAAUCGCAUGGAUGGAUAACACCCUGAUCACAGUUGGCACACGGCAUGUUAAAGUGUGGAGAAUCGAGGAACCUAACGUGAUGACCCGAACGAUCAAACGGCAGAGCGAUUUCUCAUUUCUUUCUCCGAGCCUCCAUAGGACACUCCCAGGCCGUAACUGCAUACUGGAGUCUUUAUUGGAAGCAAACUUCACCAGCGUUGUUGCAGUGGCGCCAGGCAAGGCCAUUGUUGCUUCUGAAAAGGGCGAUAUCUGCCUGAUUGACGACUCCGAUAGGACCCAGCGCUUUUCCAAAGUAGCUGACGCUGGAUUUGCGGUCACUUCGAUGACUGUAGAUCUGAAGGGUCGGCUCCAUCUCGCAAGCAGUCAAGGCGGGCUAAAAACAAUCAAUAUCAAGGACACGAUUGGGGCCUCCACACCUCCACCUUCCCCGCCUCCCCGUGUCGAGUCCCCAACAGUGAAUUUGACUUCAGGCGUCAUCCAAAUCGAAGCAAUCGCCGCUUCUUACGACUACCUUAUUACAGUCGAUUCACAGCGCUCAAUCCUCGUGUCUCACCUGUGCGCGACCGACGAUGAAACCAUAGUAGGCGAUGUCGUACAGAAAUUGCCCGCGCACGGCGACCCCGUGUUGGGCGUAGCGACCAUCGCUGCUCCCACCGCAAACGAGGCGUCUUUCUAUACAUGGUCCGCUGGUGGAUCAGUGCUUUUCUGGAAUCAAGAUGGCGUCUCCAAAGACGCCCUUCAAGUUCCGCUCGAGCAAAUUGACACCUCCGACGCUGAUACUAAUGAAUUGAAAACGGUCAGGGCAUCUCUGAGCGCAGACUUUCUCGUCUCUGGAGACAAGUAUGGUGUGCUUAGGAUCCUGGACGUUGCAUCAAAAGAGAGUCGAUUCCAAUUCAAGGCACACGCAAACGAGAUCACGGAUAUUGCUAUUUUCGAAGCAAAUGAAUUGGCUUACAUUGCGUCUGCUUCUCGAGACAGAUGUGUUCAGAUCUUCAUCAAGAGCAAGGACACAUGGGAUCUCAUGCAGACUCUCGACGAACAUGUUGGCGCAGUGACCGGGCUGGUUUUUUCGCGAAACGGGACCCGCUUAGUUUCCUGUUCCUCCGACCGUACUCUUGUAGUUCGUGAGUUGGUUUCUCGCGAAGACGAAGCUGGCAGGAUCAGCGCCUUCGUCAUUCUUAAAACUAUAAUAUUGAAAACGACGCCUGUAUCGAUGGCUUGGGACGUCGAACAGGAUGAUGCCCUCCUUGUAUCAACGAUUGACCGACAGGUACACAAAUAUGACCUCAGGAACAGUCAGACAAUCACAAGCUUCAGAGCUUCAGACACGGAAGGCGGCGAUGCGGUGAUUCUGGGUUCGCUUGCUCACAUUCCUAGGGCGUACAGCUCGCCCCUGAUUGCGGGCGUCUCGAGUACCGACAAAUCGAUCAGGCUUUACGAGGAGAACGGGACGCUCGCCGCUCGAGAUUGGGGCCACACGGAGGGCGUCACGGACAUUGCUCUUAUCAAGACACGAGAUACUGAAGGAGAUGAAUUGACUCCCAAGUCUCUCGUUACUGUAGCUGUGGACGGCACGAUUUUCGUCUGGUCUCUGAGUUUCAAAGUGCCCCAACGCCAGGACCUGUCGAAGUCAAUGGAUUUGCUGACUCCUCGUACGCCUACGAAUUCCGAUCUACUGGCGAACAGGCCACCGUUGCGCCGGGUCUUUUCGCAGUCUGAACUGGCCCGCUUCCAGCGUUCACCUACGGAGGAGGAUGCUCCCACGCCAACGGGUAAUAGGUCACCCAAGUUGCGCAAAAGGCUUUCGAAGUACUCUCUAGCAAACACACCCAAAUUGGAUCCUUCACCAAUGCCAAGUCUAUCCAGAGACUUGCGUGGGUCGGUCUCAAGCUCAACACAAGCUACGAUUAGGAGAUCUCACAGGAACCGUUCGCCGUCCCCCCCAAGUCCGCGCCACGCUCCACAGAUCACCAAAAGACGUUCUUCAGUAGACGUCCGCUUGCGUGCGGCCAAAGCACCUGUGAGUGAAUUCGGGAGUCUUGGAGCCUCUAGUGAAAGCCUCUGUCGCACCCUGCGGGCAUAUCGAAAGCGGCUGGCAAACAGUUCGGACAGUCUAAGCUCUGAGCACGUCCGAGAUAUUGAGAGAGAGUUAGCGCAGACAGCUCGUGCUGUAGGCGAGAAGGCGAAAUCCAAGGGCAUCGACGAGACAGUUAUUGUGAAACUACUGGAUCAGUACUCUGAACGACUAGUAAACAUCCUUGACGAGAAGAUCGCGGCAUCUGUGGCAUUGAGGGUCCGCGAAAACAGCGAGAGCGGUGCUUCGGGUGGCAUUGCGUCACCAGCCCUCGGCAAGGACGUCGAGGGGACAGAGCAGGACAUCAGUCGUGGCAUAGAAGGGUUGGCGAUCGACGAUGCGAUCGCAACGCCUAUUACGACAGUUAUACCCCAGUUUCCUGGAGAGGAAAUCACGGAGGGGCCAAGGCAGGAUGGAUAAUACGGCACCGGGCAAGGGCGGGAGCGACAUUUGGCGAGCAUGGCGUUUUUUCUACCAUUUUGCAAUUUCCAAGCUACACCUACAAAGCGAAGGAGGUCCAACACACGAGUGAUUGAACUCGUCUUGCAUGGGAGGUGUUUUGGCGUUUGAUGUUCCUUCUUGGAAAGACCGGCGAGAUCUCAUGAUCACUUUUGAUUUUCUGUUUCAUCCAUACACAUCCAUGAGCUGGAUAAUAUUCUUUUGUGAGGUGUCGGAGUCUUCGAGACGAUUUUUUUUGUGGCUUUGAUUCAUGGGUGGACGCUCGUAGUUACCUAGGUAGUUAUGGGUGACUACAGGCACUUUCCGUAUAAACCAAGAGUGAUACAAAGAGACUGAACACAUCUCACGAGUUUCGC